Messenger RNA from Racocetra persica, 263 nucleotides. Lineage: Eukaryota; Fungi; Glomeromycota; Glomeromycetes; Diversisporales; Gigasporaceae. The record is from the annotation of a GenBank genome assembly.
CCGCUAAUAUCGGACAGUUGAAAAAAGCCCUAAAAGAGCAAGUGGACUUGGCUCAGUUAAUUAAUGAACUAUCCGUGGGCGAGACAAACAUGAGCCGAAAAAACGACCCAAAAACAGUCGAAUCAGUUACUGACCCGAACUACGGCUCUUUCGGCGCCCCGCCAGGAACGAACCCAACCGACACUUUUUCUAAGGAAGAAAUGUUGGAAAAAAUUAGCAGCGAUGCGGCUAUCGCGACUUAUAUUGAAGUCAUGAAGCCUUGA